This is a messenger RNA of Pelodiscus sinensis (Chinese soft-shelled turtle), 1599 nucleotides long. The record is from RefSeq and is a predicted model, not a curated record. Lineage: Eukaryota; Metazoa; Chordata; Testudines; Trionychidae.
AUGGUGAAGGAGACGACGUACUACGACGUGCUGGGGGUGAAGCCGGGCGCCACGCAGGAGGAGCUGAAGAAGGCCUAUCGCAAGCUGGCGCUCAAGUACCACCCCGACAAGAACCCCAACGAGGGCGAGAAGUUCAAGCAGAUCUCGCAAGCAUACGAAGUGCUUUCUGAUCCAAAGAAGAGAGACUUGUAUGACAAAGGUGGUGAGCAGGCUAUUAAAGAGGGUGGUACUGGCAGCAGUUUUGGGUCACCCAUGGAUAUUUUUGAUAUGUUCUUUGGAGGAGGUGGAAGAAUGCAGAGAGAGCGCAGAGGUAAAAAUGUUGUUCAUCAGUUGUCAGUAUCUUUGGAAGACUUGUACAAUGGUGCAACAAGAAAACUGGCUCUGCAAAAGAAUGUGAUCUGUGAUAAAUGUGAAGGCCGAGGUGGUAAGAAAGGUGCAGUUGAAUGCUGUCCCAACUGCAGAGGUACAGGCAUGCAAAUACGAAUUCACCAGAUAGGACCAGGAAUGGUUCAGCAAAUCCAGUCUGUGUGCAUGGAAUGCCAAGGACAUGGGGAGCGUAUCAGUCCUAAGGACAGGUGUAAAAGCUGUAUUGGAAGGAAGAUUGUUCGAGAGAAGAAGAUUCUAGAAGUUCAUAUUGAUAAAGGAAUGAAGGAUGGUCAGAAGAUAACAUUCCAUGGAGAAGGGGAUCAAGAACCAGGACUAGAGCCAGGAGACAUCAUUAUUGUAUUGGAUCAAAAAGACCAUUCUACAUUUACAAGACGAGGCGAAGAUUUGUUCAUGUGCAUGGACAUACAGCUGGUUGAGGCACUGUGUGGCUUUCAGAAACCUAUUGCAACAUUGGAUAACCGAACUAUAAUUAUCACUUCUCAUCCUGGUCAGAUUGUCAAGCAUGGAGAUAUUAAAUGUGUGCUGAAUGAGGGAAUGCCAAUUUAUCGCAGACCGUAUGAAAAAGGGCGUCUGAUCAUUGAGUUCAAGGUAAACUUCCCAGAGUGUGGUUUCCUCUCCUCUGAUAAGUUGUCUCUAUUGGAAAAAUUGCUGCCUGCAAGGGAAGAAGUGGAAGAAACUGAAGAAAUGGAUCAGGUAGAGCUGGUAGACUUUGAUCCAUCUCAGGAAAGAAGACAGCAUUACAAUGGUGAAGCCUAUGAAGAUGAUGAGCAUCACCCCAGAGGGGGUGUUCAGUGUCAGACAUCUUAAAAUGGCCAGUAAAUACUCAUUGUGAUAAUUGUUUUGUAUGCAUUAGUGGUGAGUGAAGAACUACAAGCAGCUUACACUCACUACUUGCUAUUUUUGGUUUAAUAUUCAACCAUAGUUGUGUUUUUUAAAACCAGUUAAUAAAAUCAAUAAUAUAAAAACACUGACUUUGCAAUUGAUGUAAAGUUCAGGUUGCAAGCUUAGUUGAAAUGGACCAUGAAGUUGGCUACCCCUGGUUGCUUGUCUUGAUUUCAGGCCUUGUAAUUCUUGUAUUUUGUGUGCAAAUGCACUGGCUUAGAUUAAGACUGAGUUGUGGUCUUUUAGAUUAUAUACCCUGUUAAUGAAGUAUACCCAAGUAUUUAUUUAUAAUUCAUGUGAAGAUCAAUUAAAGUUUUUGUUCUAAUCAGA